CACCGCAUCUCUUAUAGAGGCAUGGAGCCGCGGAAUAUGAACGUCGCUUUAAGCGCGAGUACGAUAUUGAGAGCGUGUGCCUCGACGAGUAACGAAGCCGAGAGAUUGCGAAGCCUCCAGGACGACAAGCCCUCCAAGUUAACGAUCGGGGCGUUUUUCGAGUUCAUGAGAACCGCGUAUCAGGUCAACGACAACUGCGAGGGCCUGGCGACGAUACUGAGCGCCAACAGCGAGAUCGACUGGCAGGAGCUGGCGAGGAUCAACUUGGACCUGGAGACGGCCGGCGGUCCUCAAGAGCGGCGAGACAAGGGCGACGAUUCUUCCACGCAGGCGUUGCUGACGCGGACGGCGAGUGGCAAGGAGGCGGGUUUGUGUGCUUCGGCGAGCGCGAUUAGCUCGCAGUCCUCUGCGGUAUCCUGCAACAGUAAUAUCUCUGACGCGUGCAAUAAAAAUGACUCCACGAGGGAGUCCGCCGGCGUGGAAAGGUCCUCCGAUCAACGUCCGGGGGACGGUGUUAAAGAGACAAGUCAGUCGUCGAGCGACCAAGCCCAGAAUGAAAAGGGCAGGGUGUCGCAGAAGGCGCAUUUGGAGGAGAGCGAGCAUGGCUUGGCGAGAGUCAUGAAGGAAAAUCUGAGGGAUAUCUUGCACGAGGGAUUACUGGACUCCGUUUUGCCGUACAUGCUCCCGAAGUCCGCCCUGUCGCAGCCGGUCAUUAAGAAGUCCGCCGCUGCCGCGGAUGCUAAGAAGGCCUCUUCCUUGAACAGCGUGAUCGAAAGCAAGGCCUCGACUCAUAAGGACAGGGACAAAGAGAAGAGUAAGACGAGCAAGAAAUUGUCGGAGAGUGAGGUGGAGAUUCACGUAUGCGACGAGGACAAAAAUAUCAGGAAGAACUUUCGAUGCCCGCAGAAGCUUCUCAUACAGAAGAUGUGUUACUUUGCUGACGUCACAGCGGGGCAGAAACUCGACGAGAUAGACAUAUCGGUGCACUGCGACGUGGUGAUUUUCGACUGGCUGAUGAGAUGGGUGAAGAAGGACAUCAUAAAGAAAUCGGAGUGGCCGGUUUUGGAGGCGAACAAUGUCGUCCCGAUUAUGGUGUCCGCUUGUUUUCUACAAAUGGAACCGCUUUUGGACAAUUGCCUGCAGUACUGUCACAACAAUAUGUCAGAUAUCUUGAAAACGUCAACGAUCUUAACGUGUCUGGACGACAAUCUUCUUACAAGAUUGGUCGAGUUGUAUACUAACGAGGACGUUGAAAUGCUAAAAGACAAGAAGGAUAAAAUUCAGAGUCGUCUGUUCUGUAAGUUAAUCACGUCUCUAGUCGAGGCUGCUCCAGAUAACAAAAGGGGACACUAUAGUUCAUUGGCUAUGAUGUUUAGAUGUGGGAAAUGUGGCAAGAAUGUUAUACAGUCGAUUUCCGACUUUGUGCCUUGCAUUCCGAGCGCAAUGAGAAUCGAUAAUAAGGGAGCUGUUCACAGCAAACAUGUCAGAGAUUUAACUUGGACGUUGAACGAUUACAUCGUCGCCUUGCGAUCGGAGUUGCGCUCUUGGCGCAAAGUGUAUUGGAGAUUGUGGGGAGACUGCCAUUUCUUGUUCUGUCGACAGUGCAACGUGUAUUUCCCGAUACAUCAGAUGGGUUGGUGCUGUUAUCAUCCGGAACCUGCGCAAUUCUUCGUGAACGAGCAACAAAGGCCUAUGCCCUUCCCGCUGGGAAGGUACCCGUGUUGCAGUCAAUCUGCCUACAGAUUUGAAGCUUUGCCAAAUCAAGGUGGCUGCAGAUAUAAGGAGCACGUACCAGAUGUAAGGGGCGAGAAGGAAUUGAGUGUGUUAAAUAUUCUGACGGCACACAAAGAAGUGAUAACUUUGGAAGCACCCCAGCUCUUUUUCCCAGAAAAAAUUACACGACUGGUGACACGCGAUCCGUCUCUUCGCCCGGGCAAAUUAGUGUGCAAGGAUGCCAUGUGGUGGAACGGCAUAGAGCUCGUACCACAGAGACCGCGACUUGGUCUGCUUGGAAAGAUCUGGGGAGGUUCGGGACUUCGCCGAUUGCUCCAAGCGCAAGAUUCACAAAAGUCCCUACAGAAGCUUUAUCGGCGUAUUUCCGUAACCACCGACGUUUCGUCUCCUACUUCCUCGAUUACAGACGAGGACGACGAAGAUGACGGCGGGACCGUGUACGAGGACAGCAGUGUGGACGACGAAUCUUAUUACAGCGAAGAAUCCAAUACAUUAUGCGCGCUGAAGCCGAUAGUUAAAGCAAAACAUCAGAAUAGUCACAAGAGCAACGGCAGGUGCUGGAGCGGAAAUUUGAAUGUAAGACACAAUCAAGACAAUCAGAGAGAUUUUGAGGAAAGAGCCGCGGCGCAAAUGAUAGCUCUUCUGACGAAGAGAACGGUCACGGAGAACUUGCUUUCGAAAUUUAAUAACAAGCAACACGGCAGUAAAACUAAGCAGCCUGUUGGUGGAACGUAUGUAAAACUAGAAGCAGAGUUUCGCGAACGAUUGGCCCAGUCUUGUAAAUACAAAAACCCUCUAGUAGGAAAGACUCGUAUCAAAUCAAAUAAAUCUUGAUUUGUACGUAGACACGGUUGAAGAUUCGUCUAAAGCACAAUAAUGUUGAACAAAUUUUCUUGUGAUUUUAUACAGAAACAAAGAAUAUACUGCCGUAACUCUUGCGCAUCAAUUAAUUAAACAAGAAAUAGGGUAAGUAAUUUUAACUUUUUUUUCAAUUAGAAUGCUUUAUUACAAAAUUGAAUAAAUGUUAUAAAAAAAAAGUUGCAUAGUUGAUUUCUGUUCGUAUUAUAUUACUUUGUAUAAAUUAAUAAGGUCGAUUUAUCGACGAUGUGUCAUUUCGUAAUAAAGAAUUUGUACUUAA
Messenger RNA from Vollenhovia emeryi, 2872 nucleotides. RefSeq lists its product as uncharacterized. The record is from RefSeq and is a predicted model, not a curated record. The coding region runs from base 22 to 2568 and encodes 848 amino acids. NCBI's taxonomy places the organism in Eukaryota, Metazoa, Arthropoda, Insecta, Hymenoptera, Formicidae. The transcript has 9 exons.